Nanorana parkeri is the source of this 906-nucleotide messenger RNA. It is a transcript of the gene PLEKHB2, whose product is annotated as pleckstrin homology domain containing B2. Gene Ontology annotation, biological process: regulation of cell differentiation. The transcript is spliced from 8 exons. Lineage: Eukaryota; Metazoa; Chordata; Amphibia; Anura; Dicroglossidae. Gene Ontology annotation, cellular component: membrane. Bases 165 to 812 code for a protein of 215 amino acids. The record is from RefSeq and is a predicted model, not a curated record.
AGCAGCUGCAUGUAAACAGCAGUCAUAAGACUGAAGUCAGUAGUGAAGGUGGUGCCCUGCAGGGACUUGCUGGAGACGAAGGGACGCAGACAGACCCAAGAAGCCGGAGGGACAUCAACGCCUGGACGCCAAGAGGGGAGACAUCUACAGCUGAAGCUGAAGAUAUGGCUUAUGUAAAAAGUGGAUGGCUACUUCGACAAAGCACAAUUUUAAAAAGAUGGAAGAAGAAUUGGUUUGACCUUUGGACAAAUGGAUAUUUGAUAUACUAUAGUGAGCAAGAGAGAGAAGACAUGGAAGACAAAAUCCUUAUGCAGCUCGACUGCAUAGACAUUCGUGUGGGCAAUGCCUGCAAAGAUAUACAUUUGCCAGAAGGAAGGUCAAAGGACUGCUGCUUGCAGAUUGUCUGCCAUGAAGGAAAGGUCACAAACCUAAUUGCCGAAAGCACAGAUGACUGCUUAGCCUGGGAAACAGCUCUUCGGGAUGCCAGAACAAAAACAAAUAUUCUGCCUGCACCACUGCUAUAUGAUGAAGGAAUACUCGGUCCUGCUCCGCCCUAUACUCAGUUUGAUGCUCCUCCUCCUUAUGGAUACGAUCAAUAUCCUGGUACUUAUCCAGUUCAGGGAUCACAGAUUAUCUAUACCAGAGAUGGACAAGCUUAUACCUCGUAUCAAUACCUAGCACAAGGUCCUGGUACCACCAAUCAUAUCAUCAUCCGAGAGAGAUACUAUGACAAUGAUGGGGAUAUGGCCAUGGGAAUGCUGGCAGGAGCAGCUACAGGGAUGGCACUGGGUUCUCUUUUCUGGGGAUUUUAAAUGGCAUAUCAGUCUCAAAGUCACUUAUUUAUUAAAUGCACUAAAAUGUACUUAAAUAUAGGUUUCCUUGUCUGCUAAACAACUUAUAUUCUAG